AUGGGCGGAAAAGCGCCAAAGACGAUUAUUACGGAUCAAGACGCUGCAAUGGCGAAGGCAUUAAAGCAUGUGAAUAAUUUUCAUGCAUCUCCAUUCUUAACACUUGGAAUAAAGAAGGUCAUCUUAAAAUUAAUGUUCGAAAUUGAGGAGGAGGAGGAUUUUAUCAGGGAACGGGAUUUAAUGAUUGCAGAGUAUGGUGUUGCUGGUAAUAAGUGGCUUUCCACUUUGUUAGAUUUGAGACAUAAAUGGGCCCUGGCAUUUGUCAAACAAGACUGGUCUGCAGGAAUGAGUAGCACGCAACUUAUUCUACCAGAAUUCUUCACACACUUUGACAGAUUAUUGUCGGACAAGCGGUACAAGGAGUAUGAAGCUGAGUAUGGCUUGGUGGAGAGCCAACCGGAACUAAAAACAAAGUGCCACAUAUUACGUCAAGCGGGGAACGUGUACACCAUGGCAAUAUUUCAGCUUUUCCAGGAAGAGUUUUUAGCUGCUCUCGCGAGUCAGGCUGUUAUUAGUUGCAAUGACUUGGAUAACAAUGGACACCAUGUUUAUAAAGUUGCUGGUGAGGACGGGGUGCAACGUCGUGUGAGCAGGACAUUUGAAGAUGAAUUGUCAUGCUCAUGUUGUAAAUUUGAAAGAGUGGGCUAUUUGUGCAGGCACCGUUUGAAAAUCCUUAAGGACUGCAUGUUUGUGAAUGAAUUGUCUUCCCGAUAUAUAAUAAAAAGGUGGACUAGAAAUGCUAGAGAUGGCAGGUUGGACGAAAUUGUUUCCACCGACGUGAAUCUGGAUCCUCAACUUGAGAUUAGGCGAUGGCAUAGGACGCUUUGCCGUAUACUGACUAAAAUAUCUUCCAUUGCAUCAUACGAUGCCGAAGGAUAUAAUGAUCUAUUAGAAAAGCACUGGACUGGAAAAGAACAGUACGAAUAA
This is a messenger RNA of Cornus florida, 927 nucleotides long. Its product is annotated as protein FAR-RED IMPAIRED RESPONSE 1-like. The transcript is spliced from 2 exons. NCBI's taxonomy places the organism in Eukaryota, Viridiplantae, Streptophyta, Magnoliopsida, Cornales, Cornaceae. Bases 1 to 927 code for a protein of 308 amino acids. Gene Ontology annotation, molecular function: zinc ion binding. Gene Ontology annotation, biological process: regulation of DNA-templated transcription. The record is from RefSeq and is a predicted model, not a curated record.